Adineta steineri is the source of this 1932-nucleotide messenger RNA. NCBI's taxonomy places the organism in Eukaryota, Metazoa, Rotifera, Eurotatoria, Adinetida, Adinetidae. The record is from the annotation of a GenBank genome assembly.
AUGAGACAAGAAACAAAUGGUCGUGAUGUUAUUGAAACACUCGAUCGUACAUGUCGCUCUAUUGCUGAAUAUCAGAUCCUCGGAAUUGUUGGGCCUGAAUACUCGACUGAAGCGAGAACAAUAGCACGUUUAGGCAAUAAAGUAGGAUUGCCUGUAGUUGGCUACUCGACAACCGAGCCUGAACUCUCAGAUCGCAAUGCAUAUCGAACCUUCUACAGAUUACCACCGUCUGAAGUUACCACAGCAAGAGUACUAUUGAAGUUAUUCAAAAAAUAUAAAUGGAAUUCAACAAAUGUGAUCUAUCAGGGAGAUACUUAUGGGCAAGGCGGACUUCAGGCUCUUACUCAAGUAUUUACUAAUGAGGUAGAAAUUUCACGUUCAAUUAGAUUUGAUUUAUUUGUUAAUCAAUUCGAGAAUAUACAACGUCAACUAGAAGAUAGUCCAUCUCGUAUUGUGAUUGUUAUGGCUAAUGCAAAUGUAACAACACAAAUCAUACAAUCCGCAGCGGAAGCCGGUAAAGUUCUGGCUCCAUCCUUUCUCUGGAUUUUAACAGCAAGUAAUUCAUCAAUGAAUAUUCUUGCGAAUGAGCAUAUAAAUCAACUAAUAGGAAUGUUAAUAUUAAGACUAAUUCCAACAGAUAUAGUUAACAUAUCAGCAAGCACAUAUUUAUUAGAUGAAGCUCUUGAUAUUUGGAAAAAGUAUGAUCCGAAUUCAUUUCAUGACAACCAACCGCACAUGGAUAUUUAUGCACGCUAUGCAUUCGACGCUUCAUGGAUGUUGAUUUUGGCAUUCCAACAACUUUGUCAAAAUAAUCCUACAUCAUGUCUUUCAUUUGAGAACACUUCCAACUGCUUUGCUAGUAAUCUAACUGCACAAGGAGAACUUCAUAAAAUUCUACAAACAAUGAGUUUUAUUGGCCUCACAGGACGAGUGCAGUUCGGCUUGAACAGUACCGAUCGUGUUGAUGAUACAGGGGCAUAUUAUGUGAUCAGCAAUAUACAAUCAUCAAUGGAUGGAUUUCACCUUGUAGAUGUUUUAAAAUUGAAUGGUACUUUAUUGAAUACUAAUCAUAACUGUACAACUGAAUGGAUAAAUAUAACAAAUUCUAUUCAAUGGCCGAGAAAAUGGGAUGAGGUCCCAACUGAUUAUGCACUUCUAAAAGGCAAAACACUCAAUAUUACUGUUUAUAUUACACCACCAUUUUUUAUGAAGAGAUCAUCUCGUGGCAUUCAUGAAAAGGAUUUAUAUGAAGGAUAUAUUCAUGAAUUACUUACAUUACUGAGCGAAAAAAUGGAAUUCAAUUUUACUUAUACAGUUGCACCAGAUGAGACUAGCUAUGAUGAAUUAGUAGAUUGUGUAAAAAACCGUACAUGUGAAAUUGUGAUGGCCGACUUGGCUAUCACGCCAGCUCGUGAAAAUAAAAUUGAUUUUAGUGCUUCAAUUUAUGCUAAUACAAUGCGUCUUGUUGUACGCAAAAGUAAACAGGAAACAAUACAACCAUUUGCAUUUUUGAAUCCAUUUUCACUUGCACUUUGGUUGACAAUUGUCGGUACCAUAUAUUUUCCGUCCGCACUACUUAUUGCAUUCUAUGAACACCGCAAAAUGAAUAAUAACUUUGAACAUGACGAAAAUAAUAGUCAUAUCUAUGAUAAAUCAUGGAUAAAGACAAUUGGCAGAUCUCUUUAUCAAACUAUUGGUGCUUUGAUACAAAGAGGUUCUGAAUUACAAGUCGUAACCUUAUAUGGUCGUAUUCAAACAGUUAUUGUUUGGCUUAUGAGUAUUAUACUAGUAGCGCUUUUCACUAGCAAUCUGAUUGUUAAUUUCACUGCUCAACGUGAAAAACCAUGGCUGCAAAGUAUCGAUGACUUGAAAAUGUGUCGCAGCAUAGAUUGUAGUCGUAUAGGUGUCAUUGAACGAUCACAACAUGAAUAA